AUGUUGAAGAAGCAAGGAGUUGGGUUAUUCGGUGAAGUGAAGCAGAAGGGAAUAUGCAGAUUGAAUGAUGGAUGGAUGUUGAAGAAGGGAGAAGUGUUGUUAGACCUAGGAAGAAUGAAAAGAGGAGAACAAAAACACACGACGGAUUCGAAUAAUGCUGUUUUCUCCUCAUCUCACAUGAGGCAUCUGAAGAAAAAGAAAACACUUGUGAGAAUGUUGAAUGGGUUUUCUUUUCUUGUAUUGGAUUUGAAGUGGUGUUUUGUGAAAGUUAAGAACUUUGUGAGAUCUGAGAGAAAUGGAUAUGGAAAAUGUGGUAUGGUUAGAGAGAUGAAUGUUUGGUUGUGA
Molecule: messenger RNA, 345 nt
Organism: Vicia faba (fava bean)
Lineage: Eukaryota; Viridiplantae; Streptophyta; Magnoliopsida; Fabales; Fabaceae
Source: the annotation of a GenBank genome assembly